Pneumocystis carinii B80 is the source of this 602-nucleotide messenger RNA. RefSeq lists its product as hypothetical. The coding region runs from base 47 to 601 and encodes 184 amino acids. Gene Ontology annotation, biological process: RNA splicing. Gene Ontology annotation, cellular component: precatalytic spliceosome. The record is from RefSeq and is a predicted model, not a curated record. NCBI's taxonomy places the organism in Eukaryota, Fungi, Ascomycota, Pneumocystomycetes, Pneumocystales, Pneumocystaceae. The transcript is spliced from 4 exons.
GAAGCCGUGGAGUUUGAUAGGGUUGUGUUAAUCGGCUUUUGAAGAAAUGAGUAGAAAAUAUAGUUCAAGAGAUGACCAAAGACGAGAUAGAAGCCCAUCGGGUACAAGGAGAUCAAGGUCAAGAUCGCCCUAUAAUGAGUCUAGACAUGCCCGUUUAAAGGACAGGUCUUAUGAAAGAAAAAGAAGUAGAGAACGAUAUUCUAGUCGUAGUGGACGAGACCAUACAGGAUCAUAUCGCCCAGACAAUGAUCCAUAUGUGCGUAGACGUAGUGUUUCACCUGUGGGGAGACAUAGUGUAUCGCCACAAGGAUAUAAAAAUGCAAACCGAUCAUCAGAAUUGAAGGAUGAAUCAGUAUCAUCAAAGCAUAUGAAAUCGGAUAUUAAAGCACUGAAUAACCUUAAAGAAGAUGAUAUCGAUAAUGAGACAUCACAAAUGGAAGCUAUGCUUGGAUUCUCUGGGUUUAAGAGUACUCAUCAGCAAAAAAUUGAAGGUAAUGAUGUUGGUAGUGUAUAUAAAGUUAAACCGACAAAAUACCGACAAUAUAUGAAUAGAAGAGGAGGAUUCAAUAGACCAUUAGAUACUGAUAAUCCUAAGCGAUAAU